AGUCGUCAUUCGUCAGCAUGGUAAACUCUCUGAUAAUGGACAGAAAGGCUGUUGAUAUCCUGUUCCUUUACGGCAUCUGCAUUGCUCUGACACACGCCUCUCGUCAGUACCACUAUGUAGCUGACCCCAAGAAAUGGACUGAAGCCCAGACCUACUGCAGAGAGAAGCACAUUGACCUGGCCACCAUCAGUGACAGCGAGGAGCUGCAGAGCUUCUUGCACUGGUCCCAAAGCAUCAGUGUUAGCGCCUGGAUAGGACUCUACCACCUCUACCACUCUUCCAGUACGACUCCUGAGACAUAUAAUGCAAUUGUUGGUGGUCAAUCGCAAAACCACGACCAGACACAUAGUCACCCUUUUAUCUGCUAUGAUGAGAGGCUAAAUACAACCCAUGGUUUCAUUUCAAUUUCACCAACGAAAACAUGGAUAGAGGCCCAGAGCUACUGCAGAGAGAAGCACACUGACUUGGCCACUGUGAAGAAUGCAGUGGAGGACGAGGAGAUAAAGAAGAUGGCUGCUGCAAACGGCUAUACAUGGAUAGGUCUACACAGGGUUGGCUGGCAGUGGUCUGAUGGUAGUAACUUCUCUUCCAUCUUUAAUCUCAGUGAAACGCCCACAGCCUCUGCCUCAAAGUGUGUUGUGUUGAACCAAACUGAGUGGGAAGCUCUGGACUGCUCUGUGAGGAGACCCUUUGUUUGCUAUGGUGAGGUCAAGAAGACUGUCCAGUUUCAGAGGAUCCGGUUUCAGUCUGACGUGAAUGUAAAUGAUGCUGCAGUUCAAGAGGCCAUAUUAGACCAGAUCAAGAAGAAGCUGCAAGAGCAUGGGCUUCCAGCAGACGCCAAACUGAGCUGGAGAAAGCAGCCCGAUGGACAGAUUUUCCACAAGAAGGAGAAUGAGAAGAGUGAUAAUCAGAAGAGGAAGAGCAAAAAAUGAGCUUUGAAAAGUUCAGUUAGUCUCACAAAGCAGGAAAUUAAAGUAGUGUGUGGACCUAUCAAUAGUUUGUCUGCAGCAUCAAUAGUGUGCAUUCAUCAUCCCUCUUUUACUGUAACCCUAGUGAUACAUAUUUGUAUGGCAUUAUCAGAUUUCUCGGUUUAUAUUGUUCAAGAGAUGAAGAGAUACAAUAUAUAUAUUAAUUUACUUACAUGUUAUGUAGCCUAUGUAUUUUCAACUCAAAAGGUGUCUUUUCUUUUUCAAGUAUAACUUCUAAUGUGUUACAAAAUGAGCAUUUUUGUUAAGUAUUUUCCAUUUAAACAAGCAUUAUACAAGAUAGCAAUGUAUCAAGACACUACAUCAAUAUAAAACAUGCCUGAGCUGAUUGUUUCUAUUUCUGCUUCUACUGAAUAUGUCACUAUUUAUCCUUCCUAUCUUUCAGGGUUAUAUACAGAUUGCAUUUUAUAUGCAGUAGUGUAAAGUAUAACUAGUGUGGUAAUAGUAUAACUAGUAUGGUAAUAAUAGUGUGAUUAUGGUGAGAAUAGUGUAAACAAUGAUUUUAUUAUAUUAUUAUUUUGUUUAAUGUCAAUUUAUUUAAUUAAGUCUUCAUCCAUUCCUCUGUUAAUGUAAUGGGGAAUGAUUAACGUAUUAGGAUUUUAGUUCCCCAUACAUUUGAGAGUGGGGUGUUUUGGUUCGGGGGGAAUGGUUUCCGCACCGGAUGGUUUUAGUAGGGAGUGAAGCUAGGGAGAAGUGAACGCGCGUUGCUGGUUGUCUGUCUAAGUUGGUUGUGUGAAUAAAAGAAGUUAUAACCGAAGUGUAACCUGUCUUCGUCUUGCCCACGCCUGAGAGACUGGAGAGUGUGAACUCUGCAAACCCACGAAUUAUCAGGUUACAAUAGCACAACACCAUAAUCACGUUGAAGAAGGGCGUCUUGCCCAAAAUGUUCCUCAGGGCGAUUAAAAAAGUGAGUGCUAUCUUUUACUUCUCAAAUUUAUUUUUCACACUCGAGAGGAUUUAGCAUCGAGUUGAGAAUAUACCAAGGUGUUGAGUGUGUUUGUCUGGUUAUAUACAGUAGUGUGGCAUUUAUGCAUUUUUCCUGCUGGAUGGAAUUCAUUCAUUCAUUUAAUCUUUUUAAAGAAUAAAAUAUUUUCUUGAA
Alosa sapidissima (American shad) is the source of this 2085-nucleotide messenger RNA. RefSeq names its product early activation antigen CD69-like. Lineage: Eukaryota; Metazoa; Chordata; Actinopteri; Clupeiformes; Clupeidae. The record is from RefSeq and is a predicted model, not a curated record. Bases 18 to 932 code for a protein of 304 amino acids. The transcript is spliced from 6 exons.